This is a messenger RNA of Mya arenaria, 2618 nucleotides long. RefSeq names its product dnaJ homolog subfamily C member 2-like. The coding region runs from base 38 to 1945 and encodes 635 amino acids. Gene Ontology annotation, cellular component: cytosol. Gene Ontology annotation, biological process: regulation of translational fidelity; 'de novo' cotranslational protein folding. The record is from RefSeq and is a predicted model, not a curated record. The transcript has 18 exons. Gene Ontology annotation, molecular function: Hsp70 protein binding; ribosome binding. NCBI's taxonomy places the organism in Eukaryota, Metazoa, Mollusca, Bivalvia, Myida, Myidae.
UCAUUUCCUGCACUGUGACCUUAUCAAGCGUUUUUGCAUGAACUCUGUGUCAGCAAGCGCUUUCUCAAAUUCAUGUGCGACAAAAAUGAUUUUGCCGGCUGCAAAUAACGAAGAAGGGACAGUUGUUCUCAGCAAAUUGUCAGGAUGUAGUCGCGUUGAAGUUGAGCCAGUGGGUCGAUGGUUCGAAGCUGUGAGCCUGCGGCGACGACACAAACACACCCUGUCCCAGCAUUCCCUAUCGAGUUCAAGCUCGUCGGAAAGUGAAGAUGACCUUGACGAUGUACAGGAUGAUGACAAGCUUCUUCUUAGCCUUGACCCUAAAGACUGGAAGAAUCAAGACCACUAUGCAGUACUUGGGCUUGGCAAACAGAGGUUUAGGGCAUCAGAAGCUCUUAUCAAAAAGGCUUACAAGAAAGCAGUGCUUCAUCAUCAUCCAGACAAGCGGCGCGCACGUGGCCUACAGGUGAAAGAGGGGGAGGACGACUACUUCACCUGCAUCACUCGAGCCUGGGAGACGCUGGGAGUCCCAUUAAAGCGGCGGUCCUACGACAGCAUAGACCCGCAGUUUGAAGAUUCAGUACCUUCACAGAACGCCAACUCGAAGGAAAACUUCUUUCAAGUCUUUAGGCCGGUGUUUGCAGAGAAUGCCAGGUGGUCGAACAAGAAGCGUGUGCCCGACAUUGGAGAGGACAGCUCCAGCUUUGAAAUAGUCAACAGAUUCUACUCAUUCUGGUAUGAGUUUGAUUCAUGGCGGGAGUUUUCUUACUUGGACGAGGAGGAGAAAGAAAAGGGGGAAAAUCGUGACGAACGUCGUUGGAUUGAGAAACAGAACAAGGCUGCGCGGCAGAAGAGGAAGAAGGAAGAGAUGACGCGCAUACGCCAGCUUGUAGACAAUGCAUAUGCGUGUGAUCCCCGGAUUCAGAGAUUUAAAGAAGAGGAGCGCGAGAAGAAAGCAUCGCAGAAACGAGCUAAACAGGAUGCGGCACGGCAACGACAGGAAGAGGAAGACAGGCGCCGUCGUGAAGUGGAGGACGCUGAAAGGAAGCAAAAAGAAGAGCAGGAAGAAAAGGCCAGGCAGCAGGCAGCAGAAGCCAAAAAAGAGAAGGAAGCACAGAAGAAACUGCUUAAGAAGGAGCGUAAAACACUGAGAACAGUUGUCAAGGAGUAUGGUUUCUUCACAGAAGAAGAUUCACUGCGAGUCACCAACAUGGCAGAGUUGGACAAGCUGGCGGAGCUCCUGGAACUCACAACGUUACAGACAUUGAAUGAGAAACUUACGUGUGGAGAUAAAUCAAAAGCCUCGGAGGCUUUUACAGAACAGGUUCGUCAAAUGAAUGCAAAGUUGGAAGAAGAAAAGAGACAACAGCUCGAAGAGAUAGCCCAACGCUCUUCCGGUGAUAAAGCAUCCCGCGCGGGUAAGCCUUGGCCCGCAUCUGAACUCCAGACGCUCAUCAAGGGUGUGAACAUGUUUCCAGCUGGCACUAAAGACAGAUGGGAAGUGAUAUCCCAUUUUAUCAAACAACACAAUCCCAACAGUGACAAAGGACCAAAGGAUGUCCUCGCCAAGGCUAAAGAGCUGCAGAAAAACGACACUCGCCUCAAGUCGCAGGCAACGGAUAAUGCGUUCCAGAACUUUGAGAAAACUCAGAAAAAGGAAACUGGGGCCAAGCCAAAAGAAGGCGUUCUCAGUGAACGCACUGAAACUAUUGCAGAACAACAGAUACGAGAGACAGGUUUUAAUCCCGCGCCCUGGACGCCUGACGAACAAAAGCAGUUGGAACAGGCGCUAAAGACAUUUCCUGCGUCGACCACGGAUCGCUGGGACCGUAUUUCAGAGGCUGUCCCCAAUCGCAGCAAAAAAGACUGCAUGAAGCGAUACAAGGAGCUGGUUGAGCUAAUUCGAGCCAAGAAAGCCGCCCAAGAUGCGGCAAAGGCUGCAAAGUAAGCCCAUCCUACUGCUGGCAUGUACACGACCAACUCCUGGCAAGAAUUGCUCGACCUUUCAAUGAUGGAUAUAAUUGAGAUGCUGCCAGAAAUAUCAGCCCUGUGAAGAUAUUCAUGUUGUUGACAAAUUGUGAAAGUUGAAUAAACGUUAUUGGAAUAAUACAAACUCAUUUAAGAAUGUGUACAAUUGAAUUAGAAUAAGUCUUAAAAAUGUUGCAAAAUAGGUGAAAUUUAUGAUGACAAAAAGGUGUCAUACAUGGUCUUUUUAUAACAAUGUACCUUAACAGUAUACCUAGGUCGUUUAAACGGAAAAAAAAACAACAAAGUCUUUUUAACGAGUAUCCAUCUCGUUUUAAAUCCUAAGUCGUUAUAACGAAAUACAUAUGUUGUUUAAAGAUGUUGAUAAGCCGUGUAAACGAGAAACUUCAGUCAUUAUUAGAUUAAUAAAAAAAUAUACGUGUCACUUCCAUGCCACCGUAGAAUUUGCCGUUAUAUGAGGCACAAUAUUUGCAAAACGUAAAAAUGUCCUUUUUUCCUCAUCGCGACUUAUUUUCCCUGUUCAUGUCACAAUAAUGCAACAACCAUUUAUUUAAGUAUUUUGGAUUUGGAUCAUAUUUUUUCCGAGAACAUUUGUGAACUGUGAUUAAAAGUUUUGUAUUAAAUGUUUCAUGCGA